Messenger RNA from Camarhynchus parvulus, 1650 nucleotides. RefSeq names its product polyamine modulated factor 1 (gene PMF1). The annotation marks the transcript as partial. The record is from RefSeq and is a predicted model, not a curated record. Gene Ontology annotation, biological process: chromosome segregation. Gene Ontology annotation, cellular component: MIS12/MIND type complex. The transcript has 5 exons. NCBI's taxonomy places the organism in Eukaryota, Metazoa, Chordata, Aves, Passeriformes, Thraupidae.
GGCGGCGAUGGCGGCGCGGGCGGGGCUGAGGGCGGCGGGACCGAUGGCGGGGACGAGCCGGCCCCGGGGCGCGCCCAGGUGUUCAGCACCGUGGUGGACACGUUCCUGGAGAAACUGGUGGCCGCCGGGAGCUACCAGAGGUUUGUCAGCUGCUACCGCUGCUUCUACAAGCUGCAGCCGCAGCUGACCAGGAGCAUCUACGAUCAGUUCAUCUCCCAGCUCCAGGCGUCCAUCAAGGAGGAGAUCCAGGAGGUGAAAAAUGAAGGGAAUCUGGAGGGACUCUUCAGUUUACUGGAUAAGAUCGUGGAGGAGGCCAAGGACCGGGAGGAGCCAGCGUGGCGGCCCAGCGGGGUCCCGGCGCAGGACGUGCGCAGCGCGCUGGUGCCGUUCCUGCUGCGGCACCGCUCCCACCUGCGCCGGGCGCUGCACGAGAGGCAGCGCAGGAGCAGCAGCCUGGCCCAGGAUGUGCUCGCGGGCAGGGACAGCAUUGCAGAGCUGCAGCGGCUGAUCCAGGCUCGCCAGCAGGCCUGGCAGGCAAUCACUAAGGAGCAGCGAGAACUCAUCAUGACACUCCAGGAGCCCCAGUGAUGUCCCACAGGCUCUGCUGAGACAGCUCAUCAUCCCAAAGCACUGGUGGGACAAGGUGUGUGCAGAACCCAAACAGAGAAUCACCCCACCAGGCCACUGGAGACUGCAGAGGGACUGAAACAGCUGCUGGACUGGCACGGGUUGAUCAAAAAAAAAAACCAAAAAACCAACAGCAACAAAAGAAACAAAAAAUUGGGAUCUUUGGAAAUGGAUGGCAAUUCCCUAUUUCCUACUCAGCUAGGCAGAGGAGUGUCACAAAGUGUGUCUGUGCUCUCAUCUGCUCCGCUCAGUGACAGGCCUGAUUCCAGUUUCCAAAGCCACAUUUGGUGUUUUGUAGCUGUUUUAGCUGUGUGUUAGACAAAAUUCAGUGCCUUAAGCCCCAGGCCAGGCUGUGCCCAGGCCUGAGGAGCCCACAAGUGGGUCACAGCCAAGGCUCCUGCCUUUGUUUGCAAGUUCAUUCUGUCUCCCUGUGUUCACUGCCCUUGCAGAUGUGGCAGCAGCUGCUGCCCCAAGUUCCUCGUUACCAUUCCUUCUGUUCUCUUCUCAAGUUAUUUUCUAGCCCUGGUCCCCUCCCAGCAGCCUGAGGUAUCCAGGGAUCUGUGCAGAGGUUGGAACAGCCCUGCCUCCGCUUUGUGGGUUUGUAGCACAGGGUUUUAAUGUUUUUCCUGUGGAACCUUCCAGAGCCAGACUGGUUUUCCCCACCCAGAGUUGUCUGUUCCUGCCUCAUCCCUUUGUGGGCUGGGGAAGCCGAGGCUCCCAGGAUCUCCCUGGCACAGCCCCACCUGUGAGUGUUCCUGCAGCAUGGACAGGCUGUCCUGGGGCUGGGCAGGGAGGGAGGAGAGUCCCCCUGCACCUGCUGGGGACUGAGAGAGGUUCUGAGUGCAGCACAGCUCCGUGCUCCCUGCCCCAUGCCCAGCUGGGAUGGGGCAGUGGCUGCUCCACCACACCCCAGCCUCUGUCAGCAAUUAGAGCUGCAGAGUGGCUGCAGCAUUUCCCCUCUGCCUCCCCUCACUGUGCUGGAAUCUCAAUAAACUGGGGCUGUUCUUCCCAGCUUGGCUCCUG